GACUCAGGAAAUGAUUUGGUGUAGAUUUGGGCUUAUGAAUUAAUUCCUGAAUUGGAAAUGGCUCCCCUGAGAUAUUGUAAGCGGAAGGAUGAAGCUGAAUUAGUGCCUCGGAUUUGCUGGUGGGAAUCUACAGAUAAAAACCCCGAGUUUAGAAAGCUGAACGCGUACAUUUUUCAGAGCAAAGAGCCUCUUUCGUUGCGCCUGCUGCGACCAAGUCUACGAGAGAUGCAGCAAAAUUACUGGAGUUGGGGAUCAGAUUUUCCUGAAGGUGAUGCACCUAAUAUUGGUCCUCAAUUAAGUAAGGACCUUGCUGAAGUAAACCAUGUUGUGCAGCAGUUGAGGGAUGAGAUUGCAUUAUUGCAUCACGAGAAAAGUGAGCAGUGGGAGAAAUUUGUACAUUUCAAGGGCUCUACCGCUCAUGGAAUGGAAGUCAUGAGGUUAGAGUUGGUUGCAUUGAGAAAAAUUAUAGACGAUGGAGGUGGCAAUGUGGUUCCGCCAUCUUUUGUAAAGGUGACCCCAAUGGAAAAAGAUGAUUCUAUAGGUGGAAAUGAGGGUCACGGUCAUCAGCCUGAAAAUGUUGUUGUAAAUGAUAAGGGAGAGCUGGAAUACAUACCCCCUGAGAUAAACUGGGAUGACCAUGCAUUGGUUUGUCGGACCCUAGUUACAUUUCUUCAAAACCCUUGUCGAAAGAGGAAAAUCUCAAUUGAAGAUGAUGAAGCAGAUGAAGAUAAGAAUGAUGUUGAUGAUGGUGUAACUGUUGUCCAAAAGAAGAAGGUUCGAGGACGAGGUACGACUGUUCAGCCUGCCAUGAAGAGGCCAAGGUCUGUGCUAAGAGAAACUCCAUGGCAAGGGCAGGAGUUUCCCAAUAUUGAGGAUGACACAGUUGGUUUUACUUUUGACCCCCUGAGGCCAAUUCCUCAUGAUUCCCUUCUAAAGAUGGCGAAAUUCUUGUGGGAAUGGGGCCAAGAAGAAGAUUCGCAUGUGAGAUUAUGUGGAGAAGAAGGUGUAGACGCUUCACAUGACUUCUUUGUUCGCCUUCUGAGCAUGAAUGGAUGGUUGGAUGACACAAACAUUGACAUGGGAUUGUAUCUGGUACGAGAGCGGCAGAAGAGGUAUCCAAAUUUAGUGGGUUCGGACUGGACGAUAGUCGAUACUCUGUUUCAGAAGUAUGCUGCAAUAGAUUUGAAGCAUAUGCGGCUUUAA
Messenger RNA from Prunus avium (sweet cherry), 1203 nucleotides. The record is from RefSeq and is a predicted model, not a curated record. Lineage: Eukaryota; Viridiplantae; Streptophyta; Magnoliopsida; Rosales; Rosaceae.